UUACCGCCUCUCCUAUGGGAGCCUCUCCCCUCUUUCACAAAGCUGCAAUACCUCGUGGCAAUCUGUGUCAUCAAGGCCUUCCUGACAGUCGGCUGGUCUCUCCGGAGGCUACUUGUCAUACUCGGUUUCGCACCCAAGUUUAGCGGCAGCCCAGCAUUCUCCAAGGCCUAUAUUUGCAGACCGAAGCUCACACACCGGUUCUUCUACCCCAAGUCCUACCAAUCCGGCGAGACUCUACCAGUAUACAUCAACAUACAUGGUGGCGGCUUCGCCUUCGGUACCCCGGAACACGACGAUGAGUUCUGCGUAUUCUUCUCCAACAACUUCAAUCUACUUGUCAUCAGCAUCGACUACUCUCUCGCACCAUGGAGCACCUUUCCUACACCCACAGAGGAUGUAGCCGCCGUCAUGCUUGCUAUUCUUGCCGAUAGUACUCUUCCAAUUGACCACUCUCGCGUCGCCAUCGGCGGCUUCAGUGCGGGUGGCAAUCUCGCCCUUUCAGCAUCUCAGUUACCGGCUCUUCAGGGCAAAAUUAAGGCCGCAGUCAUGUGGUUCGCCCCUGUCGACUGGAGUGUUGACUAUGCUUACAAACUCGCCUCCCGCGCCUACAACCGUCCUGAGGAUAUUGAUAGACUUGCGGCGGUGGCACCCAUCUUCAACAACGUGUAUCUGCCAACCGGCACUGAUCAAAGAGACCCGCUCCUCAGUAUACUCUAUGCAAAGAGAGAGGUCUUACCAGAGUGGAUAUAUGGGAUUUCUGCAGAGUAUGAUAUGCUGGGAGAUGAACUCAAGAGAAUGAUGGUGCAGCUGGCGGGCUCCCACCAGCCACCACUGGAGAGCGAACAACAAUCAUUCGAGAGAGACGGAGGGAAAAUAAAGUGGACGAUGGCGAAAGAUGCGGAACACACUUUUACGCAU
Ilyonectria robusta is the source of this 918-nucleotide messenger RNA. RefSeq names its product alpha/beta hydrolase fold protein. The annotation marks the transcript as partial. The record is from RefSeq and is a predicted model, not a curated record. Gene Ontology annotation, molecular function: hydrolase activity. The transcript has a single exon. Lineage: Eukaryota; Fungi; Ascomycota; Sordariomycetes; Hypocreales; Nectriaceae.